CUAUUCAGUGAAGGCUGCUCGCACGGAAUUUCAGCUCCGAUUGAGCCUAAGAGCUGAAGGCUCGAGCAGGUCAAGAUGGCGGAUCGGAAAUUUUCCAGCAUCCAGGAGGAGAUGGAAUACUAUAAAAGUCGGUAUCUAGAAACGCAGCAAGAGUUCGACGAGUUCCAGCAUGAUUCUCGGGAGCUCGAGCAAGAGAUGGAAACUCAAUUGACACAACUCGAGAAGGAAAAUGUAGAACUUAAGAGAAAUCUCCAGAAAGCUCAGACGGAACGGGAUGUCUACGCGGAGAAGCUGGCCUUCGGAACGAAUGAGCUCAAAGAUCAGCUGGAGACUUUAGAGAAAGAACUUUUAGAAGAACGGGAUCUGAAUGAGAGGCUGAGUCACCAAAUUCGGGAGCUCGAGCAGAAUAACGACGACCUCGAGAGAGCGAAAAGGGCGCUGGCCGCCUCGCUCGAAGAGUUUGAGAAAAAUGUGAAUCAAGCUUUGGAACGUAACGCGUUCCUAGAAAAUGAGUUGGACGAGAAGGAGGAGCUUUCGUGCAUGGUGCAACGACUCAAAGAAGAAACGAGUGACCUUAAAAGAGAGUUGGCUGUCAGAACCCGUCAGGAGAGACCAUCUUCGAUAACCAACGCUGUCAACGGAAGCCUAUCAACAGGACUGCAGCGGAAAAAGUGAGUGCAGGACGUCCCACCACUAUCUUUCGUGAUAUCCACAAGAGGAGUCCCCUGCUCUGAGAAGCGUUUCCCCUCGAAUCUCCUGGGCUAGAAGCAUAGAGAACAAAAAUUGCCACUAGAGUAGAAUCAGCACUGAAUUUCGUCCUAAAAAGAAUUGUCGUAGUUUCUCGAUCGGCGAGAAUGCGAGAAUCCUGUUUUGCGGCAGGGAUGGAAGAGAAGAAGAGUUUCCAGUCAGCACCGCACGAGACCGAUCCGCAUGGUCGCGGAUUUACUCGAUGAUUUUCUCGGUUAUCGUUCCAAAGAUUUUUUUACUUUUGUUUUUUUCCCGGUCAUUGGCUGGCAUUGAUUUUUUAAUUAUGUUCAUUUAGCAGCAA
Messenger RNA from Galendromus occidentalis (western predatory mite), 1048 nucleotides. RefSeq names its product nuclear distribution protein nudE-like 1-A. The transcript has 5 exons. The record is from RefSeq and is a predicted model, not a curated record. Bases 76 to 675 code for a protein of 199 amino acids. Gene Ontology annotation, biological process: vesicle transport along microtubule; mitotic centrosome separation; establishment of mitotic spindle orientation. Gene Ontology annotation, cellular component: kinetochore; centrosome; kinesin complex. Gene Ontology annotation, molecular function: microtubule binding. Lineage: Eukaryota; Metazoa; Arthropoda; Arachnida; Mesostigmata; Phytoseiidae.